ACACGCAGGUUAUUCGGUGCACCUUUUUACCUCGUCCAGUCUUCGCUUUCUUGUUUCACCUGCCGAGCUAGAGAAGGAAGCAGACCCGGGAGGACAUAGAGAUGGGCGGAGGCAACGGGCAGAAGGCGAAAAUGGCUCGUGAGAAGAACAUUGAGAAGACGAAAUCACAGAAGGGUAGUCAGCUGGAAUCGAACAAGAAGGCCAUGAACAUCCAGUGCAAGGUGUGCAUGCAAACAUUUAUGUGCACCACAUCAGAAUCAAAAUGCAGGGAACAUGCUGAAGCAAAGCACGCUAAAGUGGAUGUCUGCCAGUGCUUCCCUCAUCUCAAGAGUUAAAGCUACAAUGCUGCAGGUGAAGAAGCCAGGUUCAAUUCUGAGUCUUCAACCAGCCCUAGUAAGUCUUCAGUUUAAGCUAUGUGAAGUGUGUGAAGUAGCUGCAACUUUUUGUAAUUUGGAAUUGUUUUGUUUUUUUACCCUUAGUUUGGGGCUAUGUUGGAUUGGCUCUUUGCAGGUAUAACUAUGUUGUGAUUAUGUUGAUAUUAUUUAGUAAAUGAAAUUAAGCUUUUUAUUUA
This is a messenger RNA of Phalaenopsis equestris, 571 nucleotides long. RefSeq lists its product as uncharacterized. Lineage: Eukaryota; Viridiplantae; Streptophyta; Magnoliopsida; Asparagales; Orchidaceae. The record is from RefSeq and is a predicted model, not a curated record. The coding region runs from base 102 to 335 and encodes 77 amino acids. The transcript is spliced from 3 exons.